Molecule: messenger RNA, 1709 nt
Organism: Etheostoma spectabile (orangethroat darter)
Lineage: Eukaryota; Metazoa; Chordata; Actinopteri; Perciformes; Percidae
Product: condensin-2 complex subunit D3-like
Exons: 12
Coding region: 162-1709 (515 amino acids)
Biological process (GO): intermediate filament organization
Cellular component (GO): postsynaptic intermediate filament cytoskeleton; cytoplasm; intermediate filament
Molecular function (GO): structural constituent of postsynaptic intermediate filament cytoskeleton
Source: RefSeq, a predicted model, not a curated record
UUAAGCUCCUUAGUUUUAUUUCUGACUUCAGCAAAGAUGAGUCACGGAGACCGUUACACCUCGUCGUCCUACCGGAAGAUUUUCGGGGAUUCUCCCAAGUUCCCCGUGGCCUCCUCCCGCAUGGGCAGCGCCUCUCACCGGGCUCCCCGGGGCUCCGGGCCAUGGCUGGCUCCCGCAACUGCGGGUCCUCCCUGAGCCUGUACAGACGGAUCGGCCGCUCCACCUCUUACUCUCCGGUACCCAGUGACUCCCUUGACUUGACCCAGACCUCCGUGGUCAACAAUGAAUUCAAAGUUAUUAGAACUAACGAGAAGGAGCAGCUGCAGGGCCUGAACGACCGCUUCGCCGUCUUCAUUGAUAAAGUGCGCCACCUGGAGCAGCAGAACAAGGUGCUGGAGGUGGAGCUGGUGGCGCUGCGGCAGAAGCAGGGCGAGCCGUCCCGCGUGGCUCACCUCUACCAGCAGGAGCUGAUAGAACUACGCUCGCAGGUGGAUGAGCUGAGCCGGGACAAGAACCGCAUCCUGAUAGAAAGGAACAACAUGGAGGACGAGCUGCAGUCUCUGCGAAGGGUUUUCUACCAGCUUCUCUACGUGAUCCUGAUGAUGAAUAAAGGCAAACAGGGGAAGCCCUCCCUCCUCGUACCCAGCCAAGCCAUCCUUUCCACCCGGGACCAGGCCAUCCAUUUUGUUUGUCAUCUUGUAGAUGAGCUGAAAGACCUGGCGCUGCCUUUCCUGCAUAUCCUCCUGCAGCAUAUCUGCUUCCAGAUGGUGGAGAAGAGUGAGUUUCGAAGCCAUGGAGCCCAGGCUGUGGGUAUGCUGACGUCUCAGAUGGCAAGUACAGACUAUGCCUGCUUCAUCAAGUGGCUGUUUAACUACUCCAGACACUCAAAGAUGGUGUGCCGGCUGUUUUCCGUGGAUGUGGUGAUGGUUUUGCUGGAGCAGCCAGAGAGGAGGCCGGAAGAGUGUCUGGACCCAGAGCUCACCUGCUUCCUGCCACACAAGUUCUUGAUCCAGAGCCUGCUGUUUGCUCGGCGGAUGGACGACUCGCCCACUGUUCAAGGCCACGCCCUCGCCUGCCUGGCCCAGUGUCUGGAGCUGCCUUCUUUCAACGUCACGCGGGCUGUCCACAACCUCUUCUCUGCUACUGGAACCCAGACAGUACUGGAAGGUGAAAUUACAGAAGGAGGUUCCCAGAACAGUCAGAAAACCUACAGCACUCUGCCGUUCAGGACUGUGGAGAUGAGCACCACUGACGUCUCCGACUGUGACGCAAAAGAGAACCUGGCUCUUCUCCUGAAGCGUGUAAAAGAUUUGAAGACUAACGUGAGAAAAUCAGCAUUGCAGGCCCUUGUGGGUCUCCUGAAACACAACGUAAUCCCCAUGAGCUGGGAGAACCUGGCUAUACUGUCAGAGCGGUGCAGAGACCCAGCUGUUUCUGUGAAGAAGAAGGCCCUGCAGUGUAUAGGAGAGCUGCUGACUGCUAAACCAGAGUGCAGUGUGGUGCAGAAGGCAUGGCUUCAGGGCGUGGUGCCAGCUGUGGUAGACUCUGAAAACUCUGUGCAGGACAAGGCCCUGGAGGCUCUGGACCAAGUUCUGCUAAGCCAGGUCAAACCGUACUCUGCCAGUCGCCACCUGGAUGCCAGUCAGAGGCUGACCUGGGACCUGCUAGCCCUGCUCUGUCAUGACUGCCAGAACCUCAGAUUGAAAUAG